AUGGUUUGGAACCAUUUGGUGCUUCUCAGUCUGCUGCUUGUCGUGCCUGCCGCUGGCCAGUGCGACGAAGGCACCUGCCAAAGCCUCCAGCCAUAUUUCAGCUGUCAGGUGGACUUCGGCGAAGGAGCUGCCGGUGCGGGGAACACGAUCACAUUCGCACGUUGCCCAGGCAUUGGCGAUGUUGUGGUGAGGGUCCGACUUGUGGGUGGCACCCGCUCCGAGAAGCAUGUCGAUGCUUUGGAAGUGCUGCGGCGACACCUAUAUGGUCAAGAAUUAAGUCUGCCCGAACAACACAUCGCUCAGUUGCCUGCUGAAGACAGAUUUGUGGAAAUGGCAUUCCUGUCAGGACUGACCUCGGCGCGGAGAUCGCGGCCAAUCAGACCGAUCCAUGGGAAGGGGGACGGCCAUGCCGAACUGUUGUGGCGUGAGAAAGUCAGGUGGUCAAUGGCGUGGGUGUUUGACAUAGCGGGACCUGCUGCAUCGUGCACAUAUUGUUUCAACGACACGGUAUUGGUGCCGCUCCUUCCCUUAUGCGUCCGCCAGCCGGGCGAUCACCCAGGACAGUGCCGCUUUCACCAAAAAGUGCCACUCCCCUUUGAGUUGGAAGUGGAGGUCAUGCCUCGAGCAAGGCCCAUUGGCGUGGCGAUCCCGGAAAUGACGGUCUUGGAGUUGCUGGUCCUUCUGACUGGCUACACCAUGGACCUGCAGAAGAUGGCUUUUCUUGGCUUUUUGCAUGACAACCACCUCGGGAAUCUUCUGCUGGUAACAAGCCUAACGGGCGAAAGGAAGAUGGCCUGGCAUGACUUUGGUGCUCGAAGCUACUUCCACAUGCCCACGCAACCUCAAUUCGAAAGCUUUAGGAAGUUGUUCGAUGAGUCCUGCGAGAUGGUGAUUGCAUUUCUUAAGCAGCACAGCGGCGCCAUGGGCCUCGUUGCCCAAUUGAAUCGCACAAAGUCGGAGUGGAGCUUGGAAGGGAUUGAAGAUUUGCAUGGCGUAACCUUAAAAUUGGCCACGCUCGCAGAGAGGUUCCAGGAGGUGAUCAUGCAAUGGACAGAAGGCUGCAUCACCGUCCGGCGUUCAUUGCUGCGAACAUGGAGCCGAGCAUUGCCACCAACGAGACUUGAGGUGCUUCAUGAACUUCUGGGACAAGGCAGUGCCGCCCUGCAACGACCCCCAGCAGUGUGGGUCUGUCAGCUGGGAAGCCCUGACGGCAAGAACUUCGAGGUCAUUGGCAACCCCUUUCAAGUUAAGGGAGUUUUGGCAAACGUGGAUGACUUGAAGAAGGCAAUCAAAGCGGAAGAGGAGUUGACCAUUGCUGCAUCCAAGAUCGACGUUUACAGCCGGAAGGACGGCGGCUGGGUGAAAGAAGAGAAGAUGUCAGCAAGUCUGCGCGAGACAGAUGAGGCAGACUGCUAUGGAUUCACGAUUCCAGCUGGAGCUGCUGGAGCCGCAUAG
Messenger RNA from Effrenium voratum, 1455 nucleotides. The record is from the annotation of a GenBank genome assembly. NCBI's taxonomy places the organism in Eukaryota, Dinophyceae, Suessiales, Symbiodiniaceae.